GGUCAGCCUCUCGACUUAACCUCGUCCAAUCGCAGUGUUCAUUGAUCUCAGUCAACCAAUCACAGGCCGUGACGCUCAUAGCAGGCUGUGGGCGUGGUCCUAAGUAGGAAACAUCUCGGAACAUGGUUACAAAGUUCGAGAGCAUGGCAGAGAUCGGCGGCUGGUCGGGGGGUGCGGUCCUCUUCCUGGAGUCUCUCUGUCCUCACGUGAACCUGCUGUCGCUCUACAAGGACCCGCACCACAAGUUCACCCUCUUCAAGGUCAUCAAGCUGACCCUGACAGAUUCUGCGGGGGGGCUCGGUGGCUAUGAGAUCCUGAAGCUGCACGACGCGGACCCCCUGCUGGGCGUGGAGCUGAAGUUCGUCGAGCUGGAGGCGUGCCGGCGCUUCCUGCAGAGCUACGUCUCCGGGACGCUGCGGCAGGCGCUGGCCCAGCACGCCGGACGCCUGCUGGCCGCCGCCCCCGAGGUCAAGGUGGAGACGCAGCUCAAGGCCGGGACGCACACGCUGGACCUCUGCCUGGACAGCCUGGAGGACUGCCUGGAGCACAUACACCUCUCCCAGUCGGCGCGUCUCUGUGACGACGAGAUGGAGGACCUGGAGCAGCGGCUCCAAGAGCAGGCCUUGGGGGGGGCGGCCCCGGAGCCCCCCCCGGCCCCGCAGCCCCCGCAGAGAGACUGCUUCCGCUUCCAGACCGGGACGUUCGAGGACCGUAUCCUGACCGCCGCUGACGUCCACAGCUUCUCCAACGGCGUGGGCCGGCAGUGGAAGCACGUGGGCCGGGCGCUGGCCCGGGGCUGCCGCGCCCUUAAGGGUCCCGCCAUCGACAACUUGGCCUACGAGUACGAGCGGGAGGGGCUGUACGAGCAGGCCUACCAGAUGCUGAGCCGCUUCACGCAGGCCGAGGGCAGCGCCGCCAAGCUUGGCCGGCUGGUCGGCGCGCUGGAGGACUGCCGGCUGACCGGGCUGGCCGAGAGCCUGCUGGGCUCCCAGUGACCGUGUACUCUACUGGGACGGUCUCCAUGACCCUGUACUGUACUGGGACGGUCCCAUGACCCUGUACUGGGAUGGUCUCAUGACCCUGUACUUGGAUGGUCCCAGUGACCGUACUGUACUGUGACUGUCCCAGUGAUUGUGUACUGUACUGGGGCGGUCCCAGUGUACUGUACUGGGACGGUCCCAGUGACCCUGUACUGUACUGGGACAGUCCCAGUGACCCUGUACUGUACUGCACUGGGACGGUUCCAGUGACUGUACUGUACUGGGACGGUCCCAGUGACCCUGUACUGUACUGGGACGGUCCCAGUGACCAUGUAACUUACUGGGAUUGUCCCAGUGACCACCGGGUUCCUUUUACUGUCCCAGUGACCGUGUACUGUACUGGGACGUCCCAGUGUAGGGUGCAGAGGAGGGGUGGAAGAUGUACUUAUGAAAUUUUUGAUCUUUGGUUUGUUUGUGUGUGUCUUUUUUUAUGUUUUCUCUAUGUGUUUGCGUGUGUGUGUGUGUAUGUGUGUGUGUUCCGGUGUUCUUGGUGCAGCAGGCGGCCUUGUGUCUGACUUCCAUUUUUAUAUUUUGAGCGUCGUUGUGUUAAUCCUCCAGUACACUCAGCCUCUGGUCACUCCUGUUCUGGCCAAGAGCAAAUUGUCAAACGUGCCUUUUCUACUCUCCAUUUGUAACCAAAGAAUGAUUGAAUCAGAUAUAACCUUUGAGGUAUUAGACUUGUAAAUGCUGAGCACAAAUGUGAUUGUUACUGGGUAUUUCUGUUUAGCCAAAUGGGCGGAUUAAAUGGUUGUAAAACAGUCUGCAUGUUUAUGUUGGAUGCAUUAGUAUAAUUGAAGAUGAAAAUAAUUUAGAAAAAAAUUCCCUCAGGUAUAAUUUGCAAUAAUCCCUCUCUCUCUCUCUCUCUCUCUCUCUCUCUCUCUCUCUCUCUCUCUCUCUCUCUCUCUCUCUCUCUCUCU
Messenger RNA from Gadus chalcogrammus (walleye pollock), 1957 nucleotides. It is a transcript of the gene tradd, whose product is annotated as tnfrsf1a-associated via death domain. The coding region runs from base 123 to 995 and encodes 290 amino acids. The record is from RefSeq and is a predicted model, not a curated record. Gene Ontology annotation, biological process: extrinsic apoptotic signaling pathway; positive regulation of canonical NF-kappaB signal transduction. Gene Ontology annotation, molecular function: transmembrane receptor protein tyrosine kinase adaptor activity. Gene Ontology annotation, cellular component: tumor necrosis factor receptor superfamily complex. The transcript has 5 exons. Lineage: Eukaryota; Metazoa; Chordata; Actinopteri; Gadiformes; Gadidae.